AUGACAGGUGACGGAUCUAAAGAUUAUCAACAAAAUGUAUUAUUACUAUCAGCAGUCAAAAUACUCUCAGAUUACGGACUCAACAAAACGCUAAAAAAAUUAAGAAAAGAAACAAAUUGCAAUCAUGGCACAGAAUCCACACCUAUUAAAAAAGUAAAGAAGACUAAGGAAGAUUCAGGAGUUCUUCCGGGAUUCGUCAGAUCGGAAGUCUUAGAGGGAACAAUUGAAACACUCAAAACUGACCAUCCUAUAACUCAUACCGGUAUAGAGGACUCUGAUACCUCCGGGGACGAAAAAAAUAAGGAAAUCUCCAGUACACAUGGUGUAAAAUCAGGAGUCCCAUUCAAAAGAAUAAAUGAGGAGAUUUGGCUGAGUAAAAUAGAGAAGGAAGAGCUCAAAAACAAUACAUAUAGAGCAAAGGGCGAUUCAUUUGCCUUAAAGGACGCUGAACAGUUGAGUUUAGUGAAGGGUAAAGACUUUAGGUCACAAAAGUAUAAAAAGAAGCGCUCGUCGUGGAAAGGAUCAGGUGAAAUAACGAACACCGUAAAUUCGGUUAUUUUCAGCGACUCAGAUUCUUAA
Molecule: messenger RNA, 579 nt
Organism: Theileria orientalis strain Shintoku
Lineage: Eukaryota; Apicomplexa; Aconoidasida; Piroplasmida; Theileriidae
Exons: 4
Coding region: 1-579 (192 amino acids)
Source: RefSeq, a predicted model, not a curated record